Molecule: messenger RNA, 1151 nt
Organism: Chelonus insularis
Lineage: Eukaryota; Metazoa; Arthropoda; Insecta; Hymenoptera; Braconidae
Gene: Cox11
Product: Cytochrome c oxidase copper chaperone COX11
Exons: 4
Coding region: 354-1064 (236 amino acids)
Cellular component (GO): mitochondrial inner membrane
Molecular function (GO): copper ion binding
Source: RefSeq, a predicted model, not a curated record
UUUAUUUAUCUUCACUUCGCUACAGCGGUGCAAUAUCUCUAUCACUCAAAUAUUGUUUUUUGGGGAUAUUUUCUGAUUUGCUUUCGGUUUUUGGAAUGAACAUAACACGCUACCUGCCGGCUGCUGACUGGAACCAGCGCAGAUGUGAAUGAUAACAAAUGGUGCAAUAAAUAAAUUCAUCUUGAAUACUAUGUUUUGGCAAAAAAAUAUUAAUAAUAAUCAAACAAUAUUUAUAAUGAAUAAGUUUAUCUAAAUAACAAUUAUAAGAACAAGUAAAUUACAAAACGAUCAUUAAUUGCAAAUUAUAUAAUCAACUACAGUGCCGAUUAGUUUUCUAAAUAUUUUAAACAACUAUGAUUUUAAGAUUUUGUAAACUUUCUUGUAAGGAAAAUGUACGGAACUUUUUCACUAAUACAGUUAAAAAUAAAAUGUCAGAAGCCUCAAUGGAACAUCAUAUUCGUAAACAAAAGACAUUGCACUAUGUGACUGCGGUUGGGGUUUUAACAGUUGGCUUAGCUUAUGCGGCUGUACCACUCUACAGAGUUUUUUGUCAGGCAACGAGUUAUGGAGGGACCGUAAGCCAUAAUACAGAAAUUGUGGAAGAUAUGAAGCCAGUUAAAGACCGAGUUAUCCGUAUCACAUUUACAGCUGAUACUGUUUCUCAAAUGAGUUGGAAUUUUCAGCCUCAACAAAAAGUAAUUAAAGUACUUCCAGGAGAAACUGCGUUGGCUUUUUAUACUGCAAAAAAUCCAACAGACAAGCCUGUUACUGGAAUCUCUACUUACAAUGUUGUACCAUUCGACGCAGGAAAAUAUUUUAACAAAAUACAGUGUUUUUGUUUUGAAGAGCAACAACUCAACCCUUAUGAAGAAGUUGAUAUGCCAGUAUUUUUUUACAUUGAUCCAGAAUUCGCAGAAGAUCCAUUAUUAGAAAAUUGUAAUGAUAUCACUUUGUCAUACACUUUCUUUGAAGCUAAAAAAGGGCUUAUACUGCCCAUUCCUAUACCCCAAUAUGCUAAAUCACACAACUCGUCAGAACUACGUAAAAAGAUAAGUUAUCAGUGAUUAAAAUCUAAAUAGAGCAUUUACUGGAUAUGCACGACGAAGACCAGAAACUUUUUCUUUGUCAAUAUACAUUGCAUCAACCUUCAG